This is a messenger RNA of Lotus japonicus, 2025 nucleotides long. RefSeq lists its product as uncharacterized. The transcript is spliced from 2 exons. Bases 1 to 2025 code for a protein of 674 amino acids. NCBI's taxonomy places the organism in Eukaryota, Viridiplantae, Streptophyta, Magnoliopsida, Fabales, Fabaceae. The record is from RefSeq and is a predicted model, not a curated record. Gene Ontology annotation, molecular function: RNA-DNA hybrid ribonuclease activity; nucleic acid binding.
AUGAGGGGAAGAAGAAGCAAAGAGCAUGUGAUCAUUAAACUUGAUAUGAAUAAAGCGUAUGACAGGGUGGAGUGGGAAUUUUUAGAGAGAGUUCUGCUAAAGUAUGGUUUCCAUGAGAGAUGGGUAAAGCAAGUAAUGGCACUAGUUACAGGAGUUACUUACAGAUAUAGGAUCAAUGGAAGCGUAGGGCAACGAGUUCAACCGCAAAGAGGUAUUAGGCAAGGGGAUCCUUUGUCCCCUUAUCUCUUUAUCCUAAUCAUGGAUGUUCUGUCCAACAUGAUCAUUAGAAGUAAGGUUGCGGGUGACCUAGAAGGUUUAAAACUCUCUAACAAUUCUCCGGCUCUAACCCAUCUUUUCUUUGCGGAUGACGCAAUCUUAUUUGGCAAAGCACAGGAAAAAGAGAUGCAGCAGUUCAAAAAAGUUCUCAAUUUGUUCUCUUUAGCCUCAGGGCAAAGGAUCAAUGUCUUGAAGUCUGGUCUCAUGGGGGGCAGUGGUGUUACAGAAACAGUUAAGAGAAACCUGGCAAAUACCAUGAACAUUCAAGUCUGGAACAGCCCUGGAGUCUACCUGGGUAUGCCUGCGGUCUGGGGCAGGUCAAAAACCAAUUCCCUCCAAUGGAUAAAGGAAAAGGUGCUUAAUAAAAUUCAAGGAUGGAAGAGCAGCCUCUUAAAUCAGGCUGGGAGAGAAACUCUCAUCAAGGCGGUGGUGCAAGCUUUACCAUCUUAUGCAAUGUCUAUACUGAAAUUUCCAAAGAACUUUUGCAGUCAAAUCUGCUCAAAGAUCGCAAGCUUCUGGUGGAAGGGAUCAAAGGAAAAAGGAAUUCAUUGGAAAAAGUGGGAGAGGUUAACCUACAACAAACAGGAAGGAGGCAUGGGCUUUAAGGACCUACAAAUCAUGAACCAAGCCUUGUUAGCGAGGCAGGCGUGGAGAAUACUCCAUGAACCAAAUGCUUUCUGGGUUCAAGUUAUGAAGGGUAUCUACUUUCCAAAUGAAGACUUCUCAACUGUUCGAAAGAAAAGGCAAGCAUCGUGGGGUUGGGCAAGUGUGAUCCAUGGGAGAGACCUCUUGAUAAAACAGGGGCAGUGGGCUAUUGGAGAUGGAACAAGAAUUGACUUGAGGAAUCAUAGAUGGGUGGCCUCUCGAGAGUUAUUAACUGAAGCACCAAUCGGGUUGAAAAGAAGAAACUGCUCUAGAGAUGAGGAGUGUCCUGUUUGCGGCUUUGAAAAGGAGAAUCUCCAACACAUUUUCUUUGAUUGUGCUUGGGUUAGACCAGUUUGGUUUGGAGGUGCCCUCCAUUUGCACUAUAGGGAGAGAGCUGGGGAAAAUUUUGCGGUUUGGCUGGAGGAAUCAAUUGCAAACUUUCCAAAAGAGCCUGAUUUACAUAUCUCUCUGGUCUCCUACCUGGGGUUCUCCUUAUGGGAAAUUUGGAAAAUGAGAAAUAACAAAACUUUCAGGAACAUCAGAACUGAUCCUGAAACUUGCAUAAAGAAGAUCAAUUUUGCACAUCAAGAAUUUCUCAGUAGCCGUGAGCCUCAGAGGAGUACAACAAAUUCAAGGAGAGCCCAACCAACCAGAAUUCAGGUUUGGAGAAGACCACCAAGGGAUUUUUUGAAAUGCAAUACUGAUGCAAGUUUCACAAAAUAUAACAGGAAGGCAGCAUGGGGUUUUAUUUUCAGAGAUGAACAAGGAAACACUACCUGCGGUUCAGCCCGGAUUCUACAUGCAUCUUCUACUCUCAUGGCUGAAGCCCUCACCCUUAGAGAAGCUGUCCUCAUGGCAAUUAACCUGGAUUUAAAGAAAGUAGUUUUUGAGUCAGACAGUCUGGAUCUGAUACAGUCUUGCAAAGGGGAAAAACAAAAAGGAGAAAUAGGGACAAUUGUAGAAGAUAUCAAGAAGUGGAGUGAACAAUUCCCUCAAUGGAGUUUCAGCUGGAUUGCUAGAGCUGGAAACGGAGCAGCACACUUGAUUGCCCAGCUAAAGUCUCAGCGCAACCUUCCCCCAAACUGGAUCUGGUCUCCACCUUAA